Molecule: messenger RNA, 2139 nt
Organism: Leopardus geoffroyi (Geoffroy's cat)
Lineage: Eukaryota; Metazoa; Chordata; Mammalia; Carnivora; Felidae
Gene: CLDN6
Product: claudin 6
Exons: 2
Coding region: 747-1499 (250 amino acids)
Biological process (GO): bicellular tight junction assembly; cell adhesion
Cellular component (GO): bicellular tight junction; plasma membrane
Molecular function (GO): structural molecule activity
Source: RefSeq, a predicted model, not a curated record
UGGGCGAUGCAGAUGAGGAGUGGACGGUCUGUCUGUCCUUUGGCCACACUGCUGGGGCCGGUGCUCAGUUCAGCUCCAAACCGUGCGCGGGAACUUUGGGUAACGGAGAGCCAGAACAGGACCCUGAACAGAACUGAUCCCCCAGCCAGCCACAACACCAAGUGGGAUGCGAGCGGGGGCCAGGGCUGCGGCGGAGGAGCUGGUUCAUUGGGCAGACUCCAAGGGUUUCAGGUCGUUUUAGGGAAGUUGAGUCCUUAGAGGGUGGCAUUUGGGGCAAGAACGCACAACAGAAUGUCCCCCACCUUGGAGGUAUGCUCACCGAACCCCUAGGGGAGGGCGGAAGAGCCGGGCCCAGGGCGCAGCCAGUAGCCCUGGGGAAGAAGCACUUUUGGGUGAGAGGGUGGUAUUUGUGGUUUUCACUGCUCCUGCCCCUCUGGGGUUUGACUGAGGCUGGACUGGGCCAACGGGGCCAGGCAAGGCCAGGAAGGGUGGGUCACCUGAGACACAAACAUGACCACCUGCCUGGGGGGAUGGAACCGGGCUGGGGUGAGGAGUUUGUACACUGCUACUGGGUGAUUGGGAGGCAGCUUGGAUCUCUAAUCGUGAUGUUGAAACUGACAAGUUUUGAGCCUGAAACUCCUGGCUAGCACCAGGGCUAGCUAGGGCUUGUGCCCUAAGGAAACGCCUGGAAAUUGCUGUCUGAUAAAAUGUAGGAAAAGUGGCUGGGGCCAUGGACUAGCAUUGGUAUGGGCUUUGUGUCUCAUGUGCCCUCGAGACAGCUAGGACUGGGUUGCUUACUUUUUCGCUCUUCUCCUCUCAGCCUCAACCUCGCCAUGGCUUCCGCUGGCCUGCAAAUCCUGGGGAUCAUCCUGACGCUGCUCGGCUGGGUGAACGCCCUGGUGUCCUGUGCCCUGCCCCUGUGGAAGGUGACCGCCUUCAUCGGCAACAGCAUCGUGGUGGCCCAGGUGGUGUGGGAGGGGCUGUGGAUGUCCUGCGUGGUGCAGAGCACGGGCCAGAUGCAGUGCAAGGUGUAUGACUCCCUGCUGGCGCUGCCCCAGGACCUGCAGGCCGCCCGCGCCCUCUGUGUCAUCGCCCUCCUCUUGGCUCUGCUCGGGCUGCUGGUCUACCUCGCGGGAGCCAAGUGUACCACCUGCGUGGAGGACAAGGACUCCAAGGCCCGUCUGGUGCUUGUCUCUGGGAUCAUCUUUGUCAUCUCGGGUGUCCUGACCCUUAUCCCUGUCUGCUGGACCGCCCACACCAUCAUCCGGGACUUCUACAACCCUUUGGUGGCCGAGGCCCAAAAGCGGGAGCUGGGGGCCUCCCUCUACCUGGGCUGGGCAGCCUCUGGUCUUUUAUUGCUGGGGGGGGGGCUGCUGUGCUGCACAUGCCCCUCGGGGGGGGCCCGGGGCUCAAACCAUUACAUGGCCCGAUACUCCGCCUCUGCCGCACAUGGCACCUCUCAGGGUCCCUCCGAGUACCCCGCUAAGAAUUAUGUCUAAUUCCGGUAGGGGAGCGGGCACUCCCUUGACAGCGGAGUCUAACUUCCUGAGCCGGAGACGUGGAGAUGGUGAUCCAGACAGCUUUGGGUGGUUUUUUAUCUUUUUUGGGGGGGAGGGGCGGGAGGAGCAGGGGGAGUGGUAUUUUUAAAACUCAGUUGGUAACCCGACCAAGAAACUCAGCAUCUCUCUUGGGCUCUGCUGCUGGUGCGUCUCACCUUUGGAUGAUGGAGCCAAGGAGGUGAUGCUUCACAGUUUCUGGAUCUUUCUCCGCCCCAGACAUCCCCAUCUCGGAGGCCAACCCGCAGCCGUGGGCCAGCGUGAAGGCUGCCUGCUGUUCAGAUGCUUGCAGCCUGUCCCCAAGAGUCCCUCCUUAAUGGUGGGUCCUCUGAACCCCCAGGGGCUCCUGAGCCUCAGGCAGCCCGCCCUUAGAAGAGCGGGCGGUUUAAGUUACCAAAGAACCACCCACCUCCAAGUGUCCCGACCUCUGGCUCCUCUACCCUGAGUCCUGCCCCAGCUGUGCCCUAGACCACCUCCCCCGCCCCCCUCUGGCUCACCUUCAGCCCCUGCACGCUUCUGUCACGCCCUCCCUCCCCCCCCGCCCAGUUUUUGUUCAAUAAAGCUCGUCUUAUUUUGUCGCUUG